AUGCGUUCGUUGAAUGUUGGCAUAUUGGGACACGUGGAUUGCGGCAAAACGACGUUGACGAAACGGCUUGCGCAGUUGGCUUCGACGUCGGCGUUUGAUAAGCAUGCGGAGGCGGGUGGAAGGCGGAACACGCUGGAUUUGGGCUUUUCCUCAGUGAUCAUCGCUGAUCGCCGAAUCGCCUUAAUCGACUGUCCCGGCCAUUCGGCGCUGAUUCGAGCGGUGCUGGCAUCCAGUAAUGUGUUCGAUAUGGCAAUAAUGGCGCAAACCGCCGAGCAUCUUUUGCUCGUCUCGAUUUUCUGCCCCCGAAAUUUAAUAAUAGUGCUCAAUAAAAUUGAUUUGAUCGAAGCUGCCGAGAUUGAAAAUGUAAAAAAGAAAUUGAGAAGGGGUCUCAAAACGGUGGGAGUCGAUGAGAAAUGCGCGAUUGUUGAAAUGUCGCUGCAUGACGAUCAUUUUCAACAAGAGAGACUCGAUGUGUUAAAGGUUGCCAUUGAGGAAAAAUUGUUCGAGCCGGAAAGAUUCGUAGAAAAGCCACUUUUAGUAGCCAUUGACCAUUGUUUUUCGAUAAAAGGCAAAGGCACAAUCCUAACGGGAAGUGUGAUUCAAGGAAAAUUGAACAUCGGGCACGACAUCGAAUUUCCGUGCUUGAACGAGACGCGCCGCGUGAAAACAUUGCAGUGCUGGAAGGAGAAUGUGAAUGCGAUUGAGGCCGGCGAACGCGCGGCGAUGAUGGUCUCGAAUUUUGACGAGACGAAAUUUUCGAGAACAAUUGGUUCGUCCCCCGGAUACCUUCAAUCUAUAAAAGAAUGCCUCGCAAGUGUGAAUCCUAUCACAUUUUUUCGUUCCGCUGUCAAAUCGAAGACGAAAAUGCACAUUUCCAUCGGAUAUGAAACAAUAAUGGCCGAAUGCCAAUUUCUGCGGGAUUUUGGCGAUGAAUUUGAGCAGCUUUCUGAAAUGGAGGCGCCUUGUGUGGUACUUUUGAAGUUUGAGAAGCCGGUUCACGUCUGUCCAGAUUCGUCAACGUUUUUCAUGGCUUCUCGACUCGAUCAGAAUGGGAAAGGAUGCCGAUUUGCAUUUACCGGCGUUGUGCAAAAAAUUUUGUCUGAAAAUGACCAAAUUCCAAGAUUUUCGAGAAAAUGUCGAACGGGUAUUAUCGAACGUGUUGAAAACGACGGGUUUAGCGCAAUUUGUACGGGAAUGUUCAAACCGGAAACGAAUUUCGACGUUUUUCGCGAUAUGAAGGUGACAACUUCCGACGGCACAAUUGGCCGAAUUGAGGGCGCAUUCGGCAAAAAUGGCAAAUUUCGCGUGAUUUUCGACGCCAAAAUUGCGCCAAAACAGGAAAUUGAGCUGAACAUGAAGAAAUACCUUCACCAGAAUUUAAUUAAAAGCUAUUUGAAAUAA
Caenorhabditis bovis is the source of this 1401-nucleotide messenger RNA. The record is from the annotation of a GenBank genome assembly. Lineage: Eukaryota; Metazoa; Nematoda; Chromadorea; Rhabditida; Rhabditidae.